Messenger RNA from Aphis gossypii (cotton aphid), 1608 nucleotides. Its product is annotated as E3 SUMO-protein ligase KIAA1586-like. The record is from RefSeq and is a predicted model, not a curated record. The transcript has 2 exons. Gene Ontology annotation, molecular function: protein dimerization activity. NCBI's taxonomy places the organism in Eukaryota, Metazoa, Arthropoda, Insecta, Hemiptera, Aphididae. The coding region runs from base 1 to 1608 and encodes 535 amino acids.
AUGAGUUCUUCUUUACUAAAUUGGGUAAAUAAACGUUCUAAGUCCAAUGAUGAAUGUAAUAAUUCGUCAAAUAAAAAACUGUGCGUUGAAAGUGAACAUAUAUUAUCUAAUAAAGAAUCAAAUAAAAAUAUGGAACUUCAAGAAACUAGUGACUUGCCCGAAUGUUGGAAUAAAGAUUUUCCCGGUGAACCUUAUACUUUUAAUCUUGACUUAAUUGAACUCCCUAAUACCUCUGCUGAAACUAUUACUAAAUCAUUACUUGAUUGUUUGGGUGGAUACGGAUUUGAUCAAAUUUUUUUAAAUGAAUGUUUUAUUGCGUUUGCAUGUGACGAAGCUUCUGUUAUGAUCGGAAAAGAUUCGGGAGUAGCCACUCGACUUAAAAUUCAAUUUCCUAAAUUAAUUAUUUGGCAUUGUUCAAAUCACCGUUUGGAACUGGCAGUAGGUGAUGUUGUUGCCGAAGUUUGUGGUAUAAACCAUUUUAAAAUAUUUAUGGAUAAACUUUAUACUUUAUUCCACCAGUCACCUAAAAACCAAAACGAGUUAAAAAAAUCUGCUAGUUCAUUAGAAGUACAAAUUUUGAAAAUUGGUAGAAUUUUGUCAGUUCGAUGGGUAGCAUCAAGCAAACGCACAGUUAAUGCAGUCAUAAAUAAUUUUUCUGCUUUGUGUGAACAUUUCAACUUGGCUUCAACAGACUCUACCAGAGACUCUAAAGAAAGAAGUAAAUACUGUGGAUUGUUUAAAAUGAUAACAAGUAUAGAAUUUGUUAGUAAUUUAAAUACCAUGUCUGAUGCUUUAGACGAAUUAGGAGAUUUAUCAGAAUAUUUACAAAAACGUAGUAUUACAUUAGUAGACGCUGAUAAAUCUAUAAGAACAACAAUACGUGUAUUAGAUUCUAUGGCAACCGAUCCGGGUCCAAAAUUAACUGACGCAUUAAAAGAAAUAAAGAACAAAAUGUCGUAUAAAAAUGUAACAUUACACAGUGGCAAUGUUCCUAAAAUAAAUUCUGCACAAUUUUACAAGAGCCUAGCUAAUAAUUUAAAAUCUCGAAUGAUGACUACCAGUUCAUCAAAUGUCAGUCGUAAUGAAAAAACUCGCCAAGACAAUGAAAAAACGUUUAAAAACUUACUUGAUAAUAUUGAAAAAUUGAAUCCAAAAAAUUGGCCACUUUCGAAUGAUGGACAAAUAGAAAACAUACAAUUUGGUGACUGCAAUAUUCGUAAUUUAUGUCAACAAUUUCAAAUUGAUGAAAAAAGCACUAUUCAAAGUUUUAGAAUUUAUAAAAUGGACUUGGGCAAAAAGGAAAUUCCAGAAGAUUUGAAACCCCUUUAUAAAUCAAUUGCAACGAUUCCAGUAUCGACUAGCGAAUGUGAAAGAAAUUUUAGUUCUAUGAACGAAAUCAUGUCACCACUAAGAACUUCAUUAAAUAUAAAAACCGUUGCUGCUCUUUUAUUUAUUAAUUGCGUUGGACCACCUCUAACGAAAUUCGAACCAGAAAAAUACGUUCGAUCUUGGUUAUUGAAUGGUCGACAUUCAGCUGAUGAUAAUGCAAGUCGUAAAAGAAAACAAAAGUGUGAUAAGACCUAUGAAUCGCUUUGGAAGUUAUUGUAA